Messenger RNA from Mercenaria mercenaria, 7726 nucleotides. Its product is annotated as beta-galactosidase-1-like protein 2. The record is from RefSeq and is a predicted model, not a curated record. The coding region runs from base 233 to 2491 and encodes 752 amino acids. Lineage: Eukaryota; Metazoa; Mollusca; Bivalvia; Venerida; Veneridae. Gene Ontology annotation, cellular component: vacuole. Gene Ontology annotation, biological process: carbohydrate metabolic process. The transcript is spliced from 19 exons. Gene Ontology annotation, molecular function: beta-galactosidase activity.
CAGUCAGGUGUACAAUUUGUAAAAGCUGUUGCAGUACUAGUGUUUUAUUUAUAAACAUAUUUAAACUUGAAAACAGUGUUAGUGGAUAAAGAUAUACAUUUGCAUCUUUUAGCUGAAAAUUAGCAGUCCAAAAAGUGUGAAACAUUGUAUAAAUCUGACAUUUGGAUAUAAUUUCAAUUUGCAAGCAUGGAAUCUAUACAGCUUGUAGAUUUAUUUCAGUUGGUUAUGAAGAAUGUAUUCUGUACAUGUUGAUGCCCAAAAAAGAAGGAACAAGGAGCUAGGAAGAUUCAUGGCGCAACAGGAAGAUACCAAGUAUAAAAGCAAGUUCCAGCUGACACGCUACAAGAAGGCUUUUAUUAAAAAGGUUGUGAUAGCUUUUGUCGGAACUGUAAUAUUGUGGAAGUUAUGGCAGUAUGUUAGUAGCACAGAAGUUGCUGCAGAAGUUCCGCCGCAGCAAAAAGUAGCGAGAGUUAGUAAAUGGGUGUAUGACGAUCAUCGGCAGGGAUUAACGGAGACGGGACUAAAACAGUUAUUGACGGCUAUUAGUAAUGGGGAGAAAAUUGAUAGUGGCCGAUCUAUACAUGAUCAGGAGCAAGAAACAAUUAAAAAAUUAGAGAAAUUUCCUUUGAAAAAAGUGGAUAAGCCCUAUCAAAGUACUGGAAGUUUGACGUUUAAAGGUGGUAAAUUUUAUCUCGAUGGGAAAGCAUUCCGUAUAUUAAGUGGUGCCAUGCAUUAUUUUAGAGUGAUGCCAGAAUACUGGCAGGACCGUAUGCGGAAAAUGAAAGCAUGUGGCUUAAAUACCUUGGAAACGUAUGUGUCAUGGAAUUUGCAUGAAGAUACUCCUGGUAAUUUUAACUUUGAUGGAAUCUUAAAUAUUAGGAAGUAUAUAGAGCUUGCACACGAAGAAGGUCUGUAUGUAAUCCUACGACCUGGACCUUAUAUCUGCUCAGAAUGGGACUUUGGUGGUUUGCCAGCGUGGUUGUUGAAAGAUCCAAAUAUGAAAGUGCGCAGUAAUUAUCGGCCAUACCAAGAAGCUGUGGAGAGAUUUUUCGGCAAACUUAUACCUAUGGUAUCCGAUUUACAGCAUUCAGAUGGUGGUCCUAUUAUUGCAGUGGCUGUUGAGAAUGAGUAUGGAUCAUACAGCUCUGAAACUGAACAUUUAUUGUUCCUGAAAAAGUUGUUGAUUAAAAAUGGAAUAAAGGAACUGCUGUUUGUUGCUGAUGGUAUUGUUGGCAAGGAGCAGACUGGCUUCAACGUCGCUCCAUUCUAUGAUGAGACAUUACCAACUGUAAACUUUAUGAAGUUCCACCUAGGCAAAGUAUUGAUACAGCAGGUUAAAUCUAUCAGUCCGGACUUCCCCAUUAUGGUGAUGGAAUUCUGGGCCGGAUGGUUUGACCAUUGGGAACACCCACAUGCGUACUCCUUGGCAAAACAUUUAGGAGCAGAUUUACAGAAUAUUUUAGAAUCUGGGGCCUCAGUUAACUUCUACAUGUUUCACGGAGGGACCAACUUCGGUUUCACGGCAGGAGCAAACUGGUUCAACAACUCAUACUACAAACCUGAUGUCACUAGUUAUGAUUAUAUAGCCCCUCUAAGUGAAGCAGGGGACAUCACACCAAAGUAUGAACUCAUCCGAGCCAUCCUGAAGAAGAUGGUGCUUGAACCUGAAGGUAUAAAAGAGUUACCAGACCCACCAAAGAAUUCAGAUAAAGCAGAUUAUGGUCAGAUUUUGGUAGAAAAGUACAUGCCUUUGGAGGAUAUGGUUACAUCGAUAAAGGCAAUAUCCUCAGACAAGCCUGUACCAAUGGAGAUGUUGGAUUUACACAAUGGAUAUGGUCAGAAUUAUGGGUUUAUCUUGUACAGAGCAUAUAUACCUAAAGGAAAGAAACUGACUUUUACUGUACCGGCCGCCGAUAGGGCACAGAUUAUUGUGAAUGGUAUAGAAGUUGGUGUUCUGUAUUGGAAGUCACCAAAGUGGGAAAUCAACAUACCUGAAAAUAUUUUGUCUGCUGAGAAUAUACUGGACAUACUGGUAGAGCAUCAUGGUAGAGUGAACUAUGUUAUGAUGGGUUUCAACAGGUUUAAUGUGGAAAGAAAAGGCUUGUCAGGGGAUGUGAAGUUAGAUGAAAAAGUUGUUACAAACUGGAGAAUAUAUCCAAUGGAGUUUAAGGAAGACUAUGUGAACAGUAUGAUGGACAGUCACAAAUGGAAAACCUUCACAAAUUGGGCAGGCGGAGUUUCCUCAUUGUAUACAGCCACACUUAAGAUAGAUGAAACACCCAGGGAUACUUUCAUCAACAUGAAGGGCUGGACAAAGGGUAAUGUAUUUGUGAAUGGUUUUAACCUGGGAAGGUACUGGAAGGAGGGUCCACAGAGAACACUGUAUGUACCAGCUCCUAAACUCAAACCGGGAAAUAAUCAGAUUGUGAUAUUUGAACUGCACAAAGCCUCCCACUCUGUGAUCUUCCAGGAUGUUCAUUUGUUGAGCUGAUUAUAGUUUUAUAGUACAAUUCUAGUUUUUUCUAAUUUUAUUUGAGGGAUGUUUCAAUGGUAAAAACAGUUCAGUGUUUUAGUAAGCUAAAACAAUGUGUUCUAGGCAUCAAUGUGUUCUAGGCAACAAGGCAGAUAGAUAAUCUCAUGUGUACAGGGGUGGAUCUAUGAGUAUUAGUGGACUAUAGCAAUGUAAGCUAGGAACUGCAAGUAGAGUUACCUCCCUGGAUAUAGCCUCUAUAUUUACAUCACAGGUGUUUGAAGCUCUAUCAAUGAAAUAUAUGUACAGGUUACAUCUCUUGAGGAGAGUAUAUUAGGUGGGUGGGAUAUGGUAAUGCAUAUAUUUAUUGAUAGAGCUUCAAGCGCCUGUGUUUACAUCAUAGCAUUCUUUUCUGAAUGUUAGGGUGAUUGUUUUUUUCUACAGUGUAGAAUGUGAUGAAACCCUGAUUUUUCAAAACUUUAUGAUACUAGUAUACUGAAAAUAUUUGGCAUGUAAAAUAGUGGAGGUCAUAUCCUUUAUUGCUAGACUGAUUUGAAAAAGCUAGAGUCCAUGUUUUGUUCUUUGUUGUACAGAUAAAUGACAUUAUGCCAACACUUUCCGUUUAUCUAUGUGCAGAACUACCUUAAAGUUGAAGAACAAGAAGGUGUGUAAGAAGGGGUGAUUAUAUCAGAAACGAGGAUGAUAGAAAAAGGUUAUUUAAUACUAGUACAUGUACUAUCAAAUCACUUUGCUUCGCGAAUCAAAGCCCUUAAAAUAUGGUACACACUACAUAUUUUCAAGUUAUUGGAGAAAGAGUGUAAGAUAGAAAACAUUUCUUGCAGUAUUUCUUGUUUUAUUCUCUCCUAGGAUAUAUUUCCACAGACUGAGCGUAUCAGAUGACCAAAAGUCUGUCUAAAUUAUUUGAAGUUCAAAGCAGUGCCCAUCUAAACCUAGAAACCCUGGAUGAUAGAAAACCCUCAAAACUGACAUGUCUCUGUGAAAUGAUUUGCUCCUAUUAAGAUGCCAGCUCAAAACUGAAGGCCCUGCCAACCUAAACAUUUUCCUGAUCAUGAGUUGGUUUUCUUGGAGGAGAUGAGGUUUAAUUCCCUGUACUUACCGUAAUACAUCUCUGAAUAUUUUGAAGUUGACAAUACUUGAAAAUAUGAAAUUCAAAAUUGAACUUCUUCAGAUUUGUGCAUAAAAAACUCCAAACAUUUAGAAAUCACUUUUUGGUGGUAAAGAGAAAAUGUGUUUUAUUUUGAAUUAAAGAAUGCAGCAAGCUAUGUGUUAGGUGAGCACUGGUAUAAAACCAUACUUAUAGUGUGUGUGUGUUCAGGUUUACAUCUUUUUCAACAUUUUUUCAGCCAUAAAAACCAUACUUAUAAAGGAACUGUGUCCAUGCUCUUCUGUGACUGAUAGAAAUAAUGAUCUGAUCCUAUUAUUAGAGGUUUUCAUUUUCAGAUGAAUCUUUUGUACAUGCAAAUUGUUAAGAUUGAAUAAGUGCUCAAGGCUGAGAAUAAAGAUAGCAAACACUACCUGAGUGAGAGAGAAAUCUGUUACUCUAUAUUAUUACAUACUCAUUUCUAUUCCCCGUUAAGUCACAAUGGAACCGGCAACGUCUAUGUUUUUCCAUACACUGAUGCCGAAAUUUCAGAACAGGCGUGUGAUAAAAUUCAAAGUGUCUUUGCAUUAAUUCUUUUAUUUAGUAAAGUAUUGUCAGUCUUAUUCAGGCUAUUGAACAAAAUCGUAAUAUCUACAUUACAGUUAUACAUGUAGAUACAUCAUAAUAAAAAGGUUACUAUCUUUGCAUUGGGAAAUAUGCACUUAUUCUUUAGCAGAAGAAUAUCGCGCUCCUAAAGUCAUGCAAUAUUUCCGCUGCAGAACUCGUGCAUAUUUCCCGAUACAAAGCUAAUAACCUAUUAGUUGACCAGGUAAUGUUUUUUAUCAUUAUUCCCAGUAGGGUGUUGAUACAUAUCAAUAAGUUUUUAAUUGUUUUACUGUUGUUUUUUUUUAAGGUUUAUAUGUUAUAUAUUUGUUGUAAAUAUGCUGGAUGUACCUUUAAACAGGUUGUAUAUCUACUAUAUGUUGUAAUUACUUUCUUAAUGUAGGUCUUCCAUUUGGUAGACUUAUAGGAAUAUCUUGAGCCAUUUUGAUGAUGUAAUUUUAUAUUUACUUUUGCUGGUAUUAAGGAGGUAGGUUACCUUGUUACAAGGCUAAAUUCAAAUUAGUUGAACCGCAGCAUCUUUUUGUAUUUCGUGUAAUAUGAAGUUUUAACUGCUUAAAUCUCAGUUUCGUUUGUCUCUGUCCCUUCAAUUUCAAUUUUUAUCCAGGUUUGAAGAACAUGACCCUCCAAAGGUAUUUCAUAUUGAAAGAAGAAGGAAAAUACGGAUAUUUAACACUUUUCAGUGUAUUUUAGUUUCAUUGAUAUCCGUAGAAGUCAGCAUAAUCUAUAAUUUUACUAGUAUGCACGUUAGCUUUCUAAUAUAAGCUUAAAAUGUAUAUGUCGCGGGGCUCGUGUUUCCAUGGUAACGCAUUUUCUCUCAUUUUUAAACAACUAUGUAUGAAAGUAGGGGUUUUCGACGGCUUCAGUGCCAUUCUGUUAAUGACCAAUAUGGAAUAUUUGGAAAAUAUCAUUAGCAAAAUACCAAGCACUAUACAUGGUACCCUAUUUUUCUUAAAGUUUAAAGUAACCAUGGCAACAGAGAUGUUUAAAAUGGCUUAUAUCUUGCUUUUUGUCGUAAUUUCUUAUAAAAUAGUAUUGAAUAAGAUUAUCUUUCUAGUUGAUGUAGCUUUAAAACAUAUUAUUUCUAACAUAAGUUAUAUUUUCGUGUUAUCUGCAUUUAUUCAAACAAAUUUCUAAGCUUAGAAUAUUUACAGCAGUAUCCCCCGUCUGGCAUUUUUCAUGGAAAAAUCGUUCAGCAUGCUACUAUUAUUCUUAUGGAUACUGUUGAAAAGAAAAUAAAAAGCCGAAGCUGUGUUUCUUAAAUAGACUAGUGUCAACGCUUUUGAAUUUUACAUUUAGAUACAUAGGUCACGGGCUUCGUUUCCAUGGUAACAUCAAUUUAAUUAAAGAAACAACAAUUUUCUAGUGAAAUUUGAACAAUUUUAGAUCUUAGUUUUAGUAUAUAAGUAACAAAUUAUCAACGGAACCUGAAAAAUAGGUAUUACAAAUCAAACUGCUAGAUUUUUUAUUUGAAAAUGGCCGUAACAAGUAACCUCUCACCCAACUAUAUUCCAAAUAACAUUGGUUACCAUCAUCCAUUUUCUUACAUUCCGCAUAACAUUUCAAUAUAACUACAUAAAAGAAGCAAAAUAUUGAUUAUUAUUCAGAGCAAAAGACUCAUAAAAAACAUUUCAGCAAAUAAUGGUUAUUUGAAAAUAGUUUGGAAGAAGAAAAUGCACAGAAUUACGUACUUUCAAGAUAAAAGCUAUUAAUUUUGCGCGGUAACUGACACGUAACGUCAUGACGUCAAUGACGUCAUUUUAAGGCAACAUUGUUUUGAAGCGUUUCUGCGGCAAUUUAUUCAUUAUUUCUGCAUAAUUAAACCACAAAGCGUCAGAUCGAAGACAGGUCUAUGAUUUGUUUUCAGAAGAAUGAAUAUUCAAACACAUUUAGUUUGUCGUAAACGUCGUCGUAAAUCGUCACGUUAGCUUCCGGUUGGACAUGCCCACAUACAAAUAUAAAGGUAACCUACCUCCUUAAGAAAAAUGAUGUAAUUUAUGAAUUGGUUGAAUAUUAUUAUGUACAUUUAUAGUUCUAAGUGGGAUCAGUUUGUACCUGAAGUUUGGUUCUAAUGUCUUCUUUGCUUGAAGUUUGAAAUGGGAAUGAUAAUUAUAUAGAAUUGAUGCAUAAGGGUUGAAAGACAAGCCAGGUGCUUGAUUAGUGCUUUCAAGUUGCUUUUUAUAUGUUUUAUGUUUUACAUUCAAUGCAAGAACAAAAAUAUGCCUGACAAGUAUUGGAAGUUUUUCUGUUUAUAAAAUUUACAGGGAAUACUUUGAAACUGAAUUAUAUGUAUUGUUUUAUUAGUUCACCUGUCAGGUAGUUUAUGUUUAUCUUGAUGGUCCCUAUGCCAAGUUUGAAACCGGGUCAUGUGGGGUAAAAAACAAGGUCACUCAUCAAAUCAAAGGAACUUUAUGGCACAGACCUUAUAUAUAUACUGCAUGUAGCAUAUUUAACAGGUGAGCGAUAUAGGGUCAUCAUGACCUUCUUGUUUUCAGACUCCAUUUAUUGUGAUCACCCUUGUUGUCCAUCGGUUAUGAGCAAACAUUUUUAAUGUUAAUACAUUAGAUCCCACAUAAUUUUAGCAAUAUUCUUGAAACUCUGUAUAUACAUGUAGACACAGUCGUAUGCAGAUUACUGCUCUAUUUACAUCCAAGAUGUGGCCUUUUGAUAUAUAUUUUACAUACAUGUAGUUGACACAUUAGAAGACACGGACACAUUUUUUUUGCAGUCUUUAUGAAACUUACAGGUCACAAGAUCUUUAGAUGCCCUUAAUCAAGUGACUAGAUGACUAGGAUGGCCCUUAUUCACUCAUUUGACCUUGACUGUUUCACCUAAAAUAUAUGUCAUUACAAACUGUGUUAUGGAAGGCAACAGUUGUGCUUUUGGUAUUAAACUAAAUGGAUAUGAAAAGUUUUAUUAAGAUCCAUUCAAAAACUUGAUUUCUAAAUGUUUAUGUGUUUCUAUGAUUUGACCUAGUGACCCUAGCAACCUAUUUUGAUUCCCAGAUGAUCCAGUUUCAGACUUAAUCAAGAUUUCAUUACGGUAAACUUUCUGACUAGAUUUCAUGUAAAUCAAGCAGAAAAUAUGGACUGUAGGGUGUUUAUGUGGUUUUUCUGUUAUUUUACCUUCUUACCUACUUUUUAACUGCUGAUAACCCAGUUUCGAAUUUUCCCAUAUUUUUACAUGACAAACAUUCUGACCAAGGUGCAAGCAACAUUAUGAUUGGACCUAACAUUUGUCCUUUAGAGUGUUAACAGAUCAAUUAUGGACACAGAGGACAGACCAUGCAUGAGAACAGCUUGAAUUCAGAUGAGUUAAAUAUUUCACUUUAUAAUGUUGUACUUUAACUUUUACCGCAAGUACUUAGGUGAGUGAUACAGGAACAUCAUGGUUUCUUUGUCAAAAGUUAUAUCGUAGAAUCUCCAAAAUUUUCUACCACAAUGAUAAAUACAAAUUUGAUCAAUCACAGAAGUUAUUAUCUUUAUGAUAUAAUUUAUAGUCUAGCUACGAACUAGACAGCUGUGUUUUCAUUU